Molecule: messenger RNA, 1209 nt
Organism: Yarrowia lipolytica CLIB122
Lineage: Eukaryota; Fungi; Ascomycota; Dipodascomycetes; Dipodascales
Biological process (GO): division septum assembly; cellular bud neck septin ring organization; actomyosin contractile ring assembly
Cellular component (GO): microtubule cytoskeleton; cell division site; septin complex
Molecular function (GO): GTPase activity; molecular adaptor activity; GTP binding
Source: RefSeq, a predicted model, not a curated record
AUGAGUCUUACACCAACCAGCGGAGAUACCAGCAAAUCCAAUGAGACGUUUGAAGCCAGCAAAUUCUUGCAGGGCUUUGGAACGCUCUCGCCCGAACAAAUGAGACGGAAAAAGAUCGUCAAGCGAGGUUUCAACCUUUCCAUCAUGCUUUGUGGUGCCAGUGGCUCCGGUAAGUCUACCUUCAUCAACAGCCUCUGCAACAAGACCAUCUUCCCCGCCGGCGCGUCCCAGGUGGCUCCCGAGCUGCUGGACCAAGACUCAGGUUUCCACAUCCAGGAAACCAAGACGGAGUUUGAAGAGGAUGGCACGGUCAUUAAGCUUAACGUCGUUGAAGGACCCGGUUUUGGCGAGAACAUAGACAACACCGCAUGCUGUCAGACUCUGAUCGACUACCUGGAAGCCCAGUUUGACGACAUUCUCCGUGAGGAAACCCGGGUCAAGCGAAACCCCAAGUUUCUGGACAAUCGGGUCCAUGCCGUGCUGUAUUUCAUCACCCCCACUAGCCAUGGUCUCCAAGAAUGCGACAUUGAGACGAUGCAGGCUCUUGCCACGCGAGCCAACGUCAUUCCUGUCAUCAGCAAGGCAGACACCCUCACUGCCGACGAGUUGCACCUCAACAAGAGGCUCAUCAUGGAGGACAUCAGGGAGUACAAGAUCCCCAUCUACUUCUUCCCCUACACCGGUGAUGACGAUGAGACCAUCGAGGAGAACAUGAUGUUGCGCGAGAUGACCCCUUUCGCCGUCGUCAGCAGCAAUACCGAGUAUAAAAUCAACGGUCGGACCUGCCGAGCUCGGCAAUACCCUUGGGGGAUCGUGGAGGUUGACGAUGACUCGCACUCUGACUUUGCGCAGCUCCGAAACGUGCUGUUCGGGUCGCAUAUGCAUGAUCUCAAGGAGAUCACCCACGACUACUUUUAUGAAAAGUACCGAACCAAGAAGUUGUCCAAUGGUCACGACGAGAAUACCCUGUCGACGGAAGAGCGGCUGCCUUCCAGUGGCAACAGCUUCCCCACUGCCUUGAACCACCAGUACGUGGAGCGCAAGAGACUCAAGGAAAUCGAGGCCACCGUCCAGCGGGAGAUUGAAGCCAAGAAGCGUGACUUGAUGCGACAGGAGGCCCAGCUCAAGGAGCUGACUGAGCGACUCCGAACCGAGGAUCGUGUUCGUCACGAGACUGCUAGUCGUGAGCGGGUUGCCAGCAAGGGCUAG